This is a messenger RNA of Diaporthe batatas, 627 nucleotides long. RefSeq lists its product as uncharacterized. Lineage: Eukaryota; Fungi; Ascomycota; Sordariomycetes; Diaporthales; Diaporthaceae. The record is from RefSeq and is a predicted model, not a curated record. The transcript has a single exon. The coding region runs from base 1 to 627 and encodes 208 amino acids.
AUGCAGGACUCGAAGCAGCAAGCUCUAGCUAGUAGCGGGCGAGAACGCCGGUUCAAGUUCCACCUGAUAGCAGCCCAAGAGGCCUUUGAUCAAUCUAAGAAAGACGGGUCCCGCGAGACUUUCGAGCUCUGCCUAUCGCAUGCCAGGGUUGCAAUAACGGUGGCGAAAAAAGCCGACCGCCUUGACCUGGAACAAGAUGCCCAGCUGGCCAUUGUUGACUUUCUAGAAAAGUCAGGCAGAAAACAGGAAGCAUUGGAGGCUAUGAUAAUUGCUGCCGCAAUUGAGGACAACCUGGAGGUGGAGUAUAAAUCACCGUCAGGCAAGGAUGGAAGUGGCACACGUCUGGCUUCGGUAGGUGGCGUUCCCAUCGCUGAGGUCCUUCGGCGUCUUGAUAAUGACGGGCCCGAGAAAAAGGCUUCACAUUCUGGUCAGAAGCAAAUUCCGGUUGCCGCAGACUCGCACAGGUCUGAUGACAGUGCACCCGCGGAUAUCUGCAAGUCCCAGACGCCGGAAUGUCUUCCGAAGGCAGCCGUUGAAGGUCGUCAGAUCAGAGAUCUGCACGGCAGACUGGGGACUGUUUUAACCGAAGCGCCAAGACUGCGGCACAAGGCAAAGUUUAGCAAUUAG